AUGACUAGCAACCAACUACUAUCCCAGCUCUCCUUUUCCUUGGCAAAUCGCUCUCAUGCUAAAUUAGAUAGUACUCUGCUCUCUCCUCGUCGUGCUGGGGUUGCUAUUAUCCUGCGUAUCCAUCCUACUACCGAUGCACUAGAGAUCCUGUAUAUUCGCCGUGCCUGGAAUCUUCGGGAUAGAUGGAGUGGCCACAUGGCCUUUCCCGGAGGAAAGGCUGAGUCUGGAGAAUCUGAUCAGCAGGCUACCGAGCGAGAAACUCUCGAGGAAAUAGGUCUCGAUCUUCAAUCCUCUGCAUUCAAGUACUUGGGUGUCUUGGACGACAGGGAAAUUCGAUCUCCCAUUACUCGUACUCGCAUACUAGUCCUUACCUGCAGAGUCUAUCUUCAAACCGUCUCUGAAACUCCUCCUAUUGUUUUAUCACCAAAAGAAGUUGCUGACAUUUACUGGGUAGAUAUCAAAGUGUUUUUGAAUGCAUUGACCCAACCAUCCUCACUUCCACCUUGGAGAUGCUUGAAAGUUGACAUUAUAACCCCAAGAACUAUGAAUACCAAGCUAUUACAAGCUAUACAGCCAGUUUUACGGAUGGCUGUUGGCCAUUGCUUGUAUGCAGGCGUGAUUGUUCCCAGUGCUCCUCCUGAAGUUUUACCAAUUUGGGGAAUGACAUUGUGGCUGACCAGCGAUGUUCUUGCGCUAGCGAUCGGAUGUCCUGUUAAUGGAACUAAUGUGUUGGCAACUCGAGCUACUGGCAUUUAUUCCAUGUUUGAUAUACAUUGGUGCAUGUGGAUAUCCACUCUCGGUCGGUAUCCUCGUCGCGUGUUUGUCGAUCAAAAUGUUCCCAGCAUUGGGAUGGCAACUCAUCAUGCUGUUGCAGUCUCUGUGAUUUUUUCAGCAGCCUGGAAAGUCAUUUUGAUUUCACAAAUGAUUCGAUAUACUCCUCGAUUUGUUGGAUGGCUACGAUCGUCACUAUAA
This is a messenger RNA of Batrachochytrium dendrobatidis JAM81, 972 nucleotides long. RefSeq lists its product as uncharacterized. The transcript has 4 exons. The record is from RefSeq and is a predicted model, not a curated record. Gene Ontology annotation, molecular function: coenzyme A diphosphatase activity. Lineage: Eukaryota; Fungi; Chytridiomycota; Chytridiomycetes; Rhizophydiales. Bases 1 to 972 code for a protein of 323 amino acids.